Lactuca virosa is the source of this 812-nucleotide messenger RNA. The record is from the annotation of a GenBank genome assembly. NCBI's taxonomy places the organism in Eukaryota, Viridiplantae, Streptophyta, Magnoliopsida, Asterales, Asteraceae.
GCUUUAUGCCGCUCACCUCUUCUUCCAAUGUCCUCUUUAGAUCGAUGAAAGCAAGAAUUUCGUUGCAAUUUCUUAGGCCAUUUACACUUAAACAAAUCUUUCAUUUUGUUUAAUUCUGUUUCAGUCAUGGCAAAUAAACGUUCGAGUUAUUCGAUGUUAGCAUUUCCUGUACAUUUGUUGGUAAUAUCAAUCGUUGCCCUUGUUCUAUUUUGGCUCAUAGGCUUCAGGGAAGGCUUUGCUCUAUCAUCAUCCACAAAAAUGAAGAUUUUCAAUUUGCACCCGCUUCUGAUGGUACUCGGAUUCCUUAUUUUUUCAGGAGAAGCAAUGAUUGCAUACAAGGCGAUCCCAGCACCGAGAAUGGUAGUUAAAAUUAUUCACCUAACAUUGCACUUUAUCGCACUUGUCUCCGGAAUAUUUGGCGUUUAUGCGGUCUUCAAAUUUCAUGAUGAAGUCAAAGCGCCACAUAUGUACACAUUACAUUCAUGGAUCGGCAUGUCAGCCAUCGCUUUAUUUGGUCUUCAGUUGAUAUUGGGAUUUGUAACUUUUUUAUUCCCGGGCGCUGAGUCAGCAACACGCGCAAGAUUCUCUCCAUGGCAUGUUUCUGCAGGUGUGGUGAUAUUUUUCAUGGCGAUAGUGACUACUGAGACGGGAUUAAUAGAGAAGUUUAUUUUCCAACAAUUGAAACGUGGUCAAGAAGCGCUUUUGGUCAAUUUCAUUGGAUUGCUGAUAUUACUUUUUGGGAUUUCUGUAAUUGUAACCGCUAUCCUUCCAAUAAGAAGGAAAUAACGAUCGAUGUUGUAAUACUGUUUUCA